Molecule: messenger RNA, 1412 nt
Organism: Tinamus guttatus (white-throated tinamou)
Lineage: Eukaryota; Metazoa; Chordata; Aves; Tinamiformes; Tinamidae
Source: RefSeq, a predicted model, not a curated record
AGCAAUGGUACCAGCAUGAUAUCAUUGAUCAUUCCCCCCAAAGACCAGAUUUCCCGAGUCGCAAAAAUGCUAGCGGAUGAGUUCGGCACCGCCUCCAACAUCAAGUCCCGAGUGAACCGCCUUUCAGUCCUGGGAGCCAUUACAUCUGUACAGCAAAGACUCAAACUCUAUAACAAAGUACCUCCAAACGGUCUGGUUGUUUACUGUGGAACAAUUGUGACAGAGGAAGGAAAAGAGAAGAAAGUCAACAUUGACUUUGAACCUUUCAAACCAAUCAACACAUCAUUGUAUUUGUGUGACAACAAAUUCCACACAGAGGCUCUCACGGCGCUGCUUUCCGACGACAGCAAGUUUGGCUUUAUUGUAAUAGAUGGUAGCGGGGCACUCUUCGGCACUCUUCAAGGAAACACGAGAGAAGUCCUGCACAAAUUCACUGUGGAUCUUCCAAAGAAGCACGGUAGAGGAGGUCAAUCUGCCUUGCGUUUUGCUCGUUUGAGAAUGGAGAAACGACACAACUAUGUGAGGAAGGUCGCGGAGACGGCUGUGCAGCUCUUCAUUUCGGGAGACAAGGUGAACGUGGCUGGUCUCGUUUUAGCUGGAUCAGCUGACUUCAAAACUGAAUUAAGUCAAUCUGACAUGUUCGAUCAGCGGUUGCAAUCCAAAGUGCUCAAACUAGUUGACAUUUCAUACGGAGGAGAAAAUGGAUUUAAUCAAGCAAUUGAAUUGUCAACUGAAGUCCUCUCCAAUGUGAAAUUCAUUCAAGAGAAGAAACUAAUAGGCCGAUACUUUGAUGAAAUCAGUCAGGACACGGGGAAGUACUGCUUUGGUGUUGAAGAUACACUAAAAGCUUUGGAAAUGGGAGCAGUAGAGAUACUGAUAGUCUAUGAAAACCUGGAUAUCAUGAGAUACGUCCUGCACUGCCAAGGCACAGAGGAGGAGAAGAUCUUGUAUUUGACACCAGAGCAAGAGAAAGAUAAGUCCCACUUCACAGAUAAAGAGACUGGCCAAGAACAUGAACUGAUAGAAAGUAUGCCCCUUCUGGAGUGGUUUGCAAACAACUACAAGAAAUUUGGAGCAACAUUGGAAAUUGUUACAGACAAAUCACAGGAAGGAUCCCAAUUUGUGAAAGGAUUUGGAGGAAUUGGAGGUAUCUUGCGGUACCGAGUGGACUUCCAGGGAAUGGAAUACCAAGGAGGAGACGACGAAUUUUUUGACCUUGAUGACUACUAGGUAGUCGACCUGGGUCCGGCAAAACGUGCCUCGCCCCUCCAGCAUCCAACCCAAGGAGCAAACUCAUGGUGGAAAACACAACAGAUCCCUGCCUUAGAAUUGGAACAUUUCCAGAACUUGAUCCACAAGCAUUGGAUUUAAAAAAGCAAAGCCCUACACUUUGAUUUGUCAUAGUGUCAGUA